CCGAAGAAGAAGAACCAGGCUGCAGUCAGCUGACCGGGCAGAGCGAGAGCUACAGCUAACGCUACGUCCGGCCGGUGCACCGGGACUUCCUCCGGUUUGUUCCCCGGGGUCCCCCCUCCUGAGAAGCGGAUCAUGGCGUUCAUCACAGCCAGCUGGAACCCGCUGGGAGACGCCUUUUACCGUAAGACGGAUCUGUAUGAGAUGAGCUGGAGUCUGCGUGAUGGACUCAGAGACAGUCUGGUGGCUGCAGCUCCAUACGGAGGCCCCAUCGCCCUGCUCAGAGAACCUCAGCGGCGUUCUCCGAGUUCUCGUCCUCAGCUGGAGAUCUACUCUGCGUCAGGAGGCACCGUCGCCAGCUUCCCCUGGAAAAGUGGUCCAGUGGUCCAGCUCGGGUGGACGGUCUCUGACGAGCUGCUGUGUAUCCAGGAGGAUGGCACGGUUCUGAUCUAUGACCUGUUUGGAUCCUUUAAGAGACACUUCAGUAUGGGACAGGAAGUGGUCCAGAGUCAGGUGUUGGAGGCCAAAGUGUUCCACUCCCCUUAUGGGACAGGUAUUGCCAUAGUAACAAGCUCCUCCCGUUUCACCUUGGCCACCAACAUCGAUGACCUGAAGCUCCGGAGGUUACCUGAAGUCCCAGGUCUGCAGGGAAAGCCGUCCUGCUGGGUCGUCCUCACUCAGGACAGACAGACUAAAGUCCUGCUGUCCAACGGACCGGAACUCUUCAUCCUGGACAACACGUCCUGCACUGUGGUGUGUCCUCCAGGCCUCAGUCCUCAGGAUGGCAGCAUUGUCCACAUGACUGUGUCUUUCAGCUAUAAAUACCUGGCUCUCCUCACUGACAGUGGACACCUGUGGACAGGCUUGUCCACCCUACAGGAGAAACUGAGUGAAGUCGACACCAAGAAGACCACGGCGCCCAAGCAGAUGUUGUGGUGUCGCAGACCAAAGAGCCAACAGCCAUCUGUGGUGUUGAUGUGGGACAGACUGCUCCUGGUGGUCGGGGUGUGUAAUGAGACCAUCCAGUAUCCCAUUGAGGAUCCGUGUGUUUUGGUGGGAGAGAUGGAUGGAGUUCGGAUAAUCAGCUCGUCCAAUCAGGAGCUGCUGCAGGAGGUUCCUCUGGUCUGUCAGGACAUCUUCAAGAUCGCCUCCAUGGCGCCUGGAGCUCUGCUGUUGGAGGCCCACCGGGAGUACGAGAAAUCGAGUCAGAAGGCGGACGAGUACCUGCGGGAGAUCAAGGAGCAGAGCAUGCUGGGAGAAGCAGUCAGACAGUGCGUGGAGGCGGCAGGUCACGAGUAUGACACCAACACCCAGAAAUCCUUGAUGAGGGCGGCGUCCUUUGGGAAGUGCUUCCUCACAGACUUCAGUCCGGAUCAGUUCGUGACGACCUGCAGGGAGCUGCGAGUGCUGAACGCCGUCAGAGACAGCAGCGUAGGGCUGCCACUCACACACACUCAAUUCAAACAGCUGACUCUACAGGUGCUGAUUGACAGGUUGGUGUAUCGGCAGUUUUACCCAUUAGCCAUCGAAGUCUGUCGUUACCUGAAGAUCCCUGAUUAUCAGGGAGUCAGCCGAGUCCUCAAACACUGGGCAUCAUGCAAGGUGCAGCAGAAGGACUUAUCAGACGAUGCCAUAGCACGAGCAGUGUGUGUGAAAGUGGGAGACUCACCUGGGGUUUCGUACUCGGACAUCGCAGCUAAAGCUUAUGAAUGUGGACGAGCAGAGCUCGCCAUCAAGCUCCUGGACUUCGAGGCUCGGUCUGGAGAGCAGGUUCCUCUGCUGCUGAAGAUGAAGAGGAGUCAGCUGGCUCUCAGUAAAGCUGUAGAGAGCGGAGAUACCGACUUGGUGUACACGGUGGUGUCGUACCUGAAGAACGAGAUGAACAGAGGAGAUUUCUUCAUGACUCUGAGGAACCAGCCGGUCGCUCUCAGCCUUUACAGACAGUUCUGUAAGCUGCAGGAGCAGGAAACUCUGAAGGACCUGUAUAACCAGGACGAUGACCACCAGGAACUGGCCAACUAUUACGUCACUGCAAGCUACAAGGAAAAGAGGUUGGAGGGCCGGCUGUCUCUCCUGCAGAGCGCUGUCGAUGAGUACAACAAGGCCAAGAACGAGUUUGCAGUAAAGACCACAGAGGACGAGAUGCGUCUGCUCCGUUUUCAGCGCAAACUGGAUGAUGAGAAAGGGGCGGGGCUUCUUGGACUGUCCCUACAGGUGACCAUGGAGACGCUGUUGUCAUUAGGACUCCACAAACAGGCAGAGCAGCUUUACAAAGACUUCAGAGUACCUGACAAAAGGUAUUGGUGGUUGAAGUUGAAGUCUCUGGCGGAGAAGGAGGAGUGGGAUGAGUUAGAGAAGUUCUCAAAGAGUAAGAAGUCUCCCAUUGGCUACCUGGCGUUUGUUGAAGUUUGCAUCAAGUGUAACAACAAGUACGAGGCCAAGAAGUACGUUUCCAAGGUGACGCCUGAGCAGAAGGUGAAGGCCCACCUGGCCGUCGGUGACCUGGAGGGGGCUGCGGAUGCCGCCAUUGAGCGCAGGAACGAAGCUGAGAUCGGGGCGGUCCUCUCCAGAUGCUCCGCCUCCAACAGCCUGGUGAUCGAGCGGCUGAACCGAGCUCGGGCCGCCAUUGCCAAAAAGUGAGCUUCCACUCUUGAGCGUGACGUUGGUGGGAGCCAGCUGCUGUUACUGAUCAGAGACUGUGAUUAAUUAUUGAUCAACUGAUGCUUUCUUCUUCUUCCCUUCAAUUAAAAGCUUUGACUCUAUUCACACUCGAGCGCCACACCUGGACAGAAGCACUUCCUGCUGCUGUCCCUUCACAAUAAAAGCUUCAGUGUGUAGCAUGGCAGGUGUUAUAUUGUGAAAGAGGACAGUAAGUGUCCGAACUGACUGCAUGUGUCAGUUUGUAUGUUUUUAAAUGUUGUUAGUCGAUCAAUAAACAUGAAAAACACAGAGUGCAGUUCUCAGUCUGGCCACCGGGAGGUGACAAAUAUAAAAAAGCCUCUUUGUUCUGUAAAUAAAAUCCUUUUCUAUUAGUGCCCACUUGGAUCAGCUCUCCAUGGUUUUCAGGGUUUUUCAUUAGAUCAUAGUACUUGGUAGCCGUGUUGUGCCAAGUGUUCCCGAGUCUGAAGAAAAGCCACAGACCGAGCUGCAGAUAUGUCGUCUCCUCCACGUCCACUUUUGUGGUAGUGUUCGUUUCGCAUGCUACAUACAUUAUGAGGUACUGGACUGUAAUGGAAAACCAGUCGACCCGAGUAUAUAUUAAUGGGAAAAGGGACUUAAAAACAAGUUUGUAAACGAGUUGAUUCUAUUCGUCUGGACGCAGCCUUUUCAGAAAUGUCUGCCAACCUCACAGCACCUUGGUCAUUCAAUGGGCUCUGUCGUGUUGGCGCCGUGCAGCCCCACGCAUGGGGUGAUCCGCGUUAACUCGCUAACGGAGAUUUGCCACUUUUAUGCGGUUACGGCGUUAACGUCAUUUUAACGAGAUUAACGCUGACAGCACUAAUAUGUGUGUGUGUGUGUGUGUAUAUAUGUACAGUAUUAGAUUUCAUUUUUCUACUACUGUAACUGUGGCUUAGCAAGCUUUCUUAGUGUUCUUUUAAACUCUCACUCAUGACAAUUAGUUAUACUGAAAACUAUUUUAAAAUUAGGCUAAUAGGGAAACCACAUGGUAUUGUUUAAGUCAGUGGUUCCCAAACUUUUUUUUGCUAGGCCCCCCUUUGUUUUACAAGAAAAAUGUUUAAAUUCCUAGUUUACUCAGUGUUCAUAGUUUUGUCAUAGUUUUUUCACUGAGUGUCACAGCCUUCUGUUAACACAGUGUUCAUAGUCUCCUUAGUUUCCCUAGUUUCAUGUUUUUCUUCUGCAAUCAGCCACAAUAAAGGCUCACUUUAUUUUUGAAACUUCGUUUUGUCUCCACCGUGUCUGCAUCUGGGUCUACCUCAUGCUUCACACCGGCGCACCCCGCCGUGACAGUACGAUCUGACCAUGUCAGACCCAGCGGACAGUCCGGACGAGAUUGGGGAGGAGCUGCAGCGGAUCAGCCGGCUCAUGACGCGCAUCUGUGAG
This is a messenger RNA of Pelmatolapia mariae (spotted tilapia), 4059 nucleotides long. RefSeq names its product VPS16 core subunit of CORVET and HOPS complexes (gene vps16). The coding region runs from base 133 to 2637 and encodes 834 amino acids. Gene Ontology annotation, cellular component: endosome; lysosomal membrane; cytoplasm. Gene Ontology annotation, molecular function: actin binding. The transcript is spliced from 24 exons. Gene Ontology annotation, biological process: intracellular protein transport; vacuole fusion, non-autophagic; endosomal transport. The record is from RefSeq and is a predicted model, not a curated record. NCBI's taxonomy places the organism in Eukaryota, Metazoa, Chordata, Actinopteri, Cichliformes, Cichlidae.